GACUCAAGAGACUGCGAAGCGACCAAGUAAACACACAAGAUGAUCUGGACCAUUUUUCUGCUUUUCCAAGCGGUGCUGCUCUACUUCAUUCUCACACACAGAUCCAGGUCCAAGAGUGAUCCACCUCUGGACAAAGGAGUGAUCCCAUGGUUAGGCCAUGCUCUAGAAUUUGGGAAAGAUGCUGCAAAGUUCUUGACUCGAAUGAAGCAGAAACACGGCGACAUUUUUACAGUGCGUGUUGCUGGACGCUACGUGACGGUGCUUCUGGAUCCUCACUCAUUUGACACGGUCAUCAACGACUCGGACUCUCUGGACUUUAGCCGCUAUGCUCAGGUGCUCAUGGAGAGGAUCUUCAACCUGCAGCUGCCGCACCAGCAGCCUGCUAAAGAAAAAGCAAUGAUGAGAGAGCAAUUUCAUGGAAUGAAUUUGUCCGCCCUCAACAGCACCAUUAGCAGAAACCUGCAGGCCAUGCUGAAUGCCAAGAUGCCUCAGAACCAGAAAGACUGGAAAGAGGAGGGACUGUUCGACUUCUCUUACAGCUUACUUUUCAAGGCGGGGUACCUGACGCUGUUCGGAGGAGAGCAGAACAACAACAGCACUGAUCCCUCACAUGUCUAUGACGAAUACAAGAAGUUUGAUGGUCUGUUAACCAAACUGGCAAGAGGCAUGCUGACGCCAGAGGAGAAGAGGACAGCUAAGAGUGUGCGGCAGCGACUGUGGGAGCUUCUGGCUCCAGCAGGUCGGACUGAAGGCUCAGGCUCGAGCCCCUGGCUUCAGUUCUACAGGGGAAUGCUGCAGGAGGCGGGUGCUGACGAGGAGAUGCAGAGGAGGGCAGUACUGAUGCAGCUCUGGGCCACACAGGGUAAUGUUGGUCCUGCUGCUUUUUGGCUGUUGGGCUUCUUGUUGACUAAUCCUGAAUCUCUAACAGCGGUGAGGAUGGAGAUGGAGACUUCAGACAAACAUGUGGACACCCCUGUGUUUGACAGUGCCUUGGAAGAGACACUCAGGCUCACCGCUGCCCCUUUCAUCACCAGAGAGGUAGUGCAGGAGAAAACUCUCCACAUGGCUGAUGGCCAGGAGUAUGUGUUGAGAAAAGGAGACCGGGUGUGUUUGUUUCCCUUCAGCAGCCCUCAAAUGGACCCUGAGAUUCACCACGAACCACAGAAAUACAAGUAUGAUCGCUUCCUGAACGCCAAUGGAUCAGUAAAGAGGGAUUUUUAUAAGGCAGGGAGGCAGCUGAAAUAUUACACCAUGCCAUGGGGCGCAGGGGCCAAUGGCUGUGUGGGAAAGCAGUUUGCCAUCAAUACCAUCAGACAGUUUGUGUACAUGGUGCUGACUAACUAUGAUUUGGAGCUGUGUGACCCACUCGCUCCAAUGCCGGAGGUAAAUGCGAGUCGUUAUGGAUUUGGGAUGCUACAACCAGAGCAGGACCUGCUUUUCAGAUAUAAACCCAGAAAAAACAACUUGGACUGAAAAAGAAGCAGAAAACAUUUGUAUUCACAUUUCAACACAUGUACAUUGCCUAUAGUGUCAAUAUGCCCUUUGUACUUUUGUAUUCUAUAUUUAUAUUCUACAGUAUAUACAUAUUGUGUUAUUUAUCAAUAAAUAUGUUGUUUAUGA
Labrus bergylta (ballan wrasse) is the source of this 1620-nucleotide messenger RNA. RefSeq names its product prostacyclin synthase. Gene Ontology annotation, molecular function: monooxygenase activity; oxidoreductase activity, acting on paired donors, with incorporation or reduction of molecular oxygen; prostaglandin-I synthase activity. Lineage: Eukaryota; Metazoa; Chordata; Actinopteri; Labriformes; Labridae. The record is from RefSeq and is a predicted model, not a curated record. Gene Ontology annotation, biological process: prostaglandin biosynthetic process.